Messenger RNA from Anopheles arabiensis, 2975 nucleotides. Its product is annotated as ankyrin repeat domain-containing protein 13D. The record is from RefSeq and is a predicted model, not a curated record. The coding region runs from base 1 to 1968 and encodes 655 amino acids. Gene Ontology annotation, cellular component: cytoplasm. Lineage: Eukaryota; Metazoa; Arthropoda; Insecta; Diptera; Culicidae. The transcript has 5 exons. Gene Ontology annotation, molecular function: protein binding.
AUGAUAACCAUCGAUAAGAUCAAGGAAAACUUUCCCAUCCAUUGGCACGUGUGGAAUAAUGAUUAUCAGGAGCUGCAGCAAGCCAUUGGCGAGAAAACGCAUGACCUGGAAAAGCUGGAUCCACGGGGUCGAACACCGCUAAUGCUGGCGGUAAAACUGUGUCACCUGGAAUGCGUCAAAGCGCUGCUGGCCGCUAAAUGUAACGCCAACGUCGAAUGUGACGGAUGGUCAGUCGUACAGGAAGCCGUCUGCUCCGGUGAUCCGAACAUUCUGACCGCCAUCCUGGAGGUGCGUGAUCUGCAACGGCACAUCAAGCGCGUCUCGCACGUGCCCCAGCUGCUGCAGCACCUGCAGGACACGCCCGACUUUUACAUCGAGAUGAAGUGGGAGUUCACCAGCUGGGUGCCGCUAAUGUCGCGCGUCUGCCCGAGCGACACGUACAAGGUGUUCAAGCGGGGCUCGAACGUGCGCAUCGACACGACGCUGCUCGGCUUCGACAACAACACCUGGCAGCGGGGCAACCGGAGCUACAUCUACAAGGGCCAAUCGAAGACGGCGAGCAUGAUCGAGAUCGAUCACGACACGGGCGAGGUGUCGGUCGAGCACAUGCGCAACAUCGAGGAUGAAAACAUCGACGGCAUCCGGCCGAGCCGGGAGGCGGUGAACCUGCGCCUGCAGGCCCCAGUCAUCUGCAAUCACAUCGACAUGGACAAGAUCAGCUUCGAGCGGAACAAGUCCGGCUUCUGGGGGUGGCGCAGCGAGAAGGUCGAAUCGAUCAACGGGUACGAGUGCAAGGUGUACGGGGCGAGCAACGUGAAGUUUAUCACGCGCACCCGCAACGAACACUUGGGCAGUGAGCAGGCGAGGGUGAAAAACUCCCGCACCCCGCUGCAGCACUUCCUCGGCAUGACGGAGGAAGACUACGACCAUGCGGCGGUGGCCGGUUCGAGUACAAGUGCGCUUAGGGGAGGAGAGCAGCCGCCGCCGCCCAGUGCCCCGUCGUCGCCGUGUAACAAUGGUUCGGAGGAUCGCACGCCGGACGGAGCGGAGGGCGAGUGCAGUGGCACCGCGCAGGAGGCAGCACCGUCGGCCGAAGAGUACUUCUCCGACGUGGACCUGAACGGGCGAGACGUCGGUAAACCAAAGCGAAUCACUGCCAAAGAGCAAAUGUUUAAGGCCAACAUCUGGCUGAGCGAAGAGUUCCCGAUCAAGCUGCAGGAGCAGGUGCUGCCGAUACUGGACCUCAUGUCUACGAUGGCCAGCCCGCACGUGUCGAAGCUGAAGGACUUUAUCACGAUGCAGCUGCCGUCCGGAUUUCCCGUUAAAAUUGAAAUUCCACUCUUCCACGUGCUGAAUGCGGUCGUCACGUUUGGGAACGUUUUUGCGAUCGAAAACCCGGUCCCGCACGUCAGCCAUAUCCGCGAGAGCGACGAGCGGGUGACGUGCGUGAUCGACGACGCGUGCUUCGAAGCGCCGAGCGGGUACGGUGUCCGGCGGGGCAUCGCCGAUUUCCGGCAGCAGCUCACGUUCGAGGACGAGGACGAGCUGAUGCAGUUCGCCAUCCAGCAGAGCCUGGUCGAUUCGGGCAGCGAGAACGACAAGGUGGACAUCUGGGAGGCACUCAAAGCGCCGAGACCACUGACGCCGCUGUACUACGAGGACGAGCAGCUGCAAAGAGCUUUGCAAGAAUCACUGAUAACCGGAUUUCAAAGCAGUAGCGCAGCGACCGCCACCACCACCGCCGCCGCCGCCGCCUCUACGAUCCCUCCCGCCCUAGCCCUCGACCAUCCUGGCGGUCUAGCGGAUGCCUCGCCGGACGAACCCGACUCCGUGCCCGACUAUCUCGAUCCGAACCUGGAGCUGGCAAUCAAGCUGAGCCAGGAAGAGGAAACGCGCCGCGAAGAGGAACGUCGGCGGGAGGAAGAAAUGUUGGCGGAAGUGUUGCGGCUCAGCUUGCAGGACAAAUAAGGACACUACGGCCGCGGCGGAGCGAUUACGAUGACGUUGGUGAAGGUGUGGAAAAAAAUAGAUGCUUCCGUACGAAGAUGAUCGAAUGCGAUCGAUCAACUGUGAACGAAACGACGGAUGACAUUGAAAUGGCGUCCUAUGCAGACACGGACCCCUGCGUGCAUCUUCCAACGUGCAGAAACCUCAUCCCCAUCCCUUACGAGGUGCUAAGCGAAGACGGGCGUAUUAGCGUGGAAUUUAGACCCGGUGCGUAUUAUUUAAUUCGAGUUAACCACAACGUUUACGCUGCCAUAGCAGAACGAACACAAAUGCGCCAAAGGGUGCACCAUCCUAUCAAAGCCAAGCGCUCACGCAUGAAAGGGAAAGUACAACGGAGUGUGUGGAGUGUGGGUCGCGUGCGUCAGUUGUCCCGAACCGAUCCCACUUUAAAUCAAUUGGUACGCUGCUCCCUUCCUACCUAGUGCGUAACGCGGCCCUUUAUGAGAACCACUCUUAACGUCCAGUAGCUUCUUAUUUAUUAGUACCGUGACAUCAAGUGAUGCGCUAGAGCAAUAAUGCAAACGCAAAUCUUUACGCCCAUUCCCAUUAUUCGGGUUCGAAAAGAAAACCCUUCUUCCGCUCCCGCGCAAACAAAACAAAAACUUACCCCACACAACAAUCGUCUAGAGAGGAGGAGAGAAAAGAAAGAAAAAGAGAGGAAAAAACAGUGGAAAAGGAGGUAUGUUUCCUACAUAGUAUAUGUAUAUGUACGUACGUAUGAACUACGCGCUCAUACAGGUACAACAAACCAAUUGAUGCGUGCGCCAAAGCUGAUUCUUGCGGAUGAUUUUUUUUUCGUUUUGUUUCUGUUUUUCGAUAGCUAUUAAUUAAUGUACACUAUACCUACUACCUGAAAGGCGUAAGUAAGUAAGAGCCAGGAUAAAGCAAAAACCCUAAAGUGAAAUACAAAACUAUUUUAUACUAAUCGCUUCAUAAUCACAGUCAAUAAAUUUUAUCUAUUUAUACUA